GACCACUUGACGCUAAAUAUUGGUACUUAUCUUAGGAUACGUAACCUCAAUAUUGAGGGUAUCACAAAAGCCAAAUGUGAGAUAUUAUCAAAAAUCAUGAUCAACAAUAAAGUGGAUGUCAUUGCCCUUCAGGAAACACACACAACUGACGAAGCCGAUUAG
Cinara cedri is the source of this 162-nucleotide messenger RNA. The record is from the annotation of a GenBank genome assembly. Lineage: Eukaryota; Metazoa; Arthropoda; Insecta; Hemiptera; Aphididae.